CAUGUCGUUUGCCUUGGACUUUGAUAAAAUCGCCGCAGCUUACGCUUAUCAACAGCGAUUAAUCGCCUCGGGAAAUUUCAACGCUAACGCUUUCCCGUUAAUUACUUUUCCAAAUAGACCUCACUGGGAAAAUUGUAUUAUGGUGACUCAGAUUGGUCUUAUCAUUCUUAAUAACCUCCUUUUCAUUUCACUUAUCUGUUUCACGCGUCGGUUACGUAAAGUUACUUUCGCAGUAGCGGCUUCUUUGUCAGUCGGAGAUUUGUUAGUUGGGUGUAUUACGAUACCAACUGCAUAUUCGGCCGAAAACCAGCUAAUACUUUAUGAUAACUACAGGAUAUGCUUGGCCAAUUACAUAGGAAUUAUUGCCCUACCUACAGUUCCAAUAGUUCAUCUUGUCAUUAUUGGCGCGGAAAAAUUUAUAACGAUUCAGUAUCCUCUUCGAUAUAACCAAAUAGUGAAUAAAAGAUUUGCUAUAAUCUCAUGCACUUUGGCCUGGUUAUUGCCGUUAAUGUAUGGCAUUGUGCCAACUGUUAUUUGGAUUGUACAAAAUGAACCAAGAUACCCUUGGUUUGAUUACUGUACACCUCUUGUUAUCUAUCCUGAUGGUUUUAUGUUCUCCUCAACUAUAGUAAUAUUGGUUCCCAGUGUUGCGGCCAUAUCCGGACUUUAUAUAAGAAUCUUAGUAAUAGCACGAAAGCAAAGUAAUAAAGUGUUUGCAGAGCAAAGCGCACAAGUUUCUGCCUCUCAGAGAAAACGUGUAAUAAGGGGUAUGGCUACUAUUAUAGUGUUGCUUGUAUAUUUCAUUAUAUCGUGGAUACCAUUAGCUGUACUCCUUUUGGUACCUGGACUUUCAGUAUCGAAAGAAUACUGGAGUGUUGCUAAACUUCUGGCGUUUAGCAAUUCGUGGUUAGAUCCCGUUAUGUAUACUAUUGGUAGCAAAGAAAUACGUAACGCCGUCUUAAGAAAGUUUGGCAAACAGAAAGUAGACGCUGACUUUUCAACCACUGGCUAA
Dimorphilus gyrociliatus is the source of this 1012-nucleotide messenger RNA. The record is from the annotation of a GenBank genome assembly. Lineage: Eukaryota; Metazoa; Annelida; Polychaeta; Dinophilidae.